Messenger RNA from Thelazia callipaeda (thelaziosis nematode), 297 nucleotides. NCBI's taxonomy places the organism in Eukaryota, Metazoa, Nematoda, Chromadorea, Rhabditida, Thelaziidae. The record is from the annotation of a GenBank genome assembly.
AUGAAAAGAAGCGUAACGGAUAAGUGGAUUACACGUGAUGAGAAUGGCAGCAUUAUGAGCGAGUGCUUAACAAAGAGUUGGACAGGUAAAAGAGACAAAUUAUUGCGUCGUAAUGAUGGAGCUGGAGAAGCUUGGCAUCGAGAAGUAAACAUAUCACCGGAAGGUAGUAAGACGUUCCUUGAUCAUAAACGCUAUUAUACUCGAGAUUACGUGAUUGAGAGCCAGUAUUCUGCGGUAUUCUUUUUAUUAUCGUUGUUUUGCAUACAUCCUUUACAGAGUGAAACGCGCAAUGCAUGA